CUUGUUCAAAAAGUCACACAAAACAGAAAACAGAAAAAUUAUUUCUCAGCAGAAAAAUAAAAAUAUUUUACACACCCACAAAAUUGAAAAUAUUUUUUGAAAAACCUCCAAAAUGAUGUCCCAAUAUUUAGAAGAACUCGAGCAGGACCCCUUUGAUGUGGUAGCCUUUAUUGACCGUCUUACAUGGCGCACCAACAACGAAACCGGCAGCGAUGAGCUAAAUCCUGAAGCUCUCCACGAUACAUUCGUUCAAACAAUCAAAGAUCUUAAAAUCCUACAAGAAAAACAAAGAAAAAAACGUGAAGCUUUAGAGGAAACACUCCGCGAAGAGCAACAAGCCUAUGCUCAAAGUUUGCUCAAAUUGCAAGAACGUCACGAACUUGCCGUUGAAUGUUUCCAACAGUUGGAUGAAAAAAUCAACUCUGUUGCUGGUAAGAUUCUUCAUUUAGGUGAACAGUUGGAGAAUGUAAACACUCCGAGAAGUCGAACUUUGGAAGCACACAAACUCCUUAAUCACAUGUCUGAGUUUCUUGUGUCUGGUCCAUUAGUUAGUGAAACAUUCACUGAUCAAAGUAAAUUGCAUGAAGCUGCUGAUAUUAUACAAAAACUUUAUACAAUUGCUCAGGAUUUGCCAGAAGAGAAAUUUGGGGAGGCAAAGAAAAAAAUCGAAAAGAAAUAUGAUGAAAUUGAAAGGAAGUUGAUUGAAGAAUUCGCUACUGCACAAAAGAGUGAAGAUAUUGAAAAGAUGAAGACGAUUGCAAAUAUUUUGUCACAAUUUAAAGGAUAUGCUCAGUGUAUUGAUGCGUAUAUUGAACAAAGUCAAAUGACUCCCUAUGGCGGCAAAGAUAUCUAUAUUGGAAUUCUUCCACUCUGCAAACAUCACUACGAGAUUAUAAAGAAAGUAUUUGCCAAUCCUAAUCAAGUAAUGUCCAAAUUCAUUCUCAAUAUAUACCAACUGAAGCUGUAUCAAUAUGCGCAUACAAAAUUGGAAGAUAAGAAAAACGAAGAGAAACAUCUGCGAACACUAUAUGAGCUUUAUUCUAGAACAAUUAAACUUUCUUCAGAACUUCAGGAGUUUAUGACCGAAGCCGACGAUGAUCUUUUAAACAAAUUAACUUCACACAUAUUUACAAAACAUCUGGUUAACUACAUCGAAAUCGAAACAAGUUUCCUUAAAAAUAAAUGUACAGUUGAACUUGAACGAUAUUACGCAGGUAAAAAACAUCAAAAGAAACAAUCUGAACGAUUUCAAGAUCUUCGCCGAGAUAUGCAGGCAUUAAUUGGAACUAGAGCUAAUAUCAAUAUCGCUCAGAUUGAAGAUUAUGGAGGAGAGACAUUCCUAUCCGAAGAAUUGGCUAUUAACUUGUUGCAGGAAGCCAAGGCAUCACUCAAACGAUGUCGUCUACUUUCUAAAGAAACAGACCUUCCAGCAAAUAUUCUGAAACUUACCGAUAUUCUUUUGCGUUUCAUGAUGCACGAGCAUGUCAACUAUGCAUUAGAAUUGGGACUACAAGCCAUUCCAUUGGGUGAGACGAAAGUUUUCCCACAAAUUUAUUUCUUCGAUGUUGUUCAGAAGAGCAACAUUAUUGUUCAUCUUUUGGAAAAACUUUAUGCUGAAUGUGUUGUUCCAUGUAUAAUAAAUACUCCCAAAUACUCUGAUUAUAUAUUCAAGAAGCGAGUAAUGAUGGAACAGAUAGAGCAAAGGCUCGACACUGGCUUAGAUCGGUCAAUGAACGCUGUUAUGAAUUGGGUGAAAAUCUAUUUGCAAGCUGAACAAAAGAAAACUGACUUUAAGCCAGAUGAAGAUGUCGAUACAUUAGCCUCUUCUGCUUGUGUAAGUGUUGUUCAAAAUCUUCAACCCACAAUAGCGCAAUUGAAAAGAUGUGUCGAUGGAGAGAACUUACAGAAUGUCCUCACAGAGUUUGGAGUACGUUUGCACAAAGUCAUCUAUGACCAUUUGUUGACACUCCAGUUCAGUGCUGCUGGAGCAAUGGUUGCUAUUUGUGAUGUCAACGAGUAUAGAAAAUGUAUAAGAGAAUUGGAUAGUCCAUUGGUGACUCAAUUAUUUGAUAUUCUACAUGCCUUGUGUAAUUUAUUGCUGGUCAAGCCAGAAAAUUUACUGGAAGUUUGCACAGGUGAUACUUUGAAUUACUUGGAUAAGUCGGUGGUGAGACAAUUUAUUCAACUGAGAGGCGAUAUUAAAUACCUCAAAACAAACACCACCUACUUAAAGGAAAUAAUGGAGUAAACAGAUAAAAUAUAUCUUUUUUAUCUGUUAUAUAUAUAUUUUUUAAUAAAAGAAAGUAGUUGUAGAAAAGUAUUUAAAUUAAGUUUUAAUUGUUAAAAAUAUUAAUUUUAUUUAGUUCGCAUGAAUAAUAAAUAAAAUAGAGUGCAAUUGCUA
Messenger RNA from Episyrphus balteatus (marmalade hoverfly), 2401 nucleotides. RefSeq names its product exocyst complex component 5 (gene Sec10). Gene Ontology annotation, biological process: Golgi to plasma membrane transport; exocytosis. The record is from RefSeq and is a predicted model, not a curated record. The transcript is spliced from 7 exons. Gene Ontology annotation, cellular component: exocyst; cytoplasm. Bases 113 to 2248 code for a protein of 711 amino acids. NCBI's taxonomy places the organism in Eukaryota, Metazoa, Arthropoda, Insecta, Diptera, Syrphidae.